This is a messenger RNA of Tachysurus vachellii, 2261 nucleotides long. It is a transcript of the gene mknk1, whose product is annotated as MAPK interacting serine/threonine kinase 1. NCBI's taxonomy places the organism in Eukaryota, Metazoa, Chordata, Actinopteri, Siluriformes, Bagridae. Gene Ontology annotation, biological process: peptidyl-serine phosphorylation; protein autophosphorylation; intracellular signal transduction. Gene Ontology annotation, cellular component: cytoplasm; nucleus. The transcript has 14 exons. Gene Ontology annotation, molecular function: calcium/calmodulin-dependent protein kinase activity; ATP binding; calcium-dependent protein serine/threonine kinase activity. Bases 103 to 1482 code for a protein of 459 amino acids. The record is from RefSeq and is a predicted model, not a curated record.
AUUUCCUCCUGGUUUAUCUUUCUCUCGCGCGCCUACAGGACACAGGCGGUGGCAGCGAAGACGCAAAUAGAGCGAUUUGGGCGCCGUUUCCAGCUCGCAGACAUGGUGAGGAAGAGUGAGCACUUGGAACUGCAGGCGCUAAACUGCACGCGGAAGGUGACCAGUAACUCUUUGGUGUCUGGAGCAUCAGAUAAUGUUGUGGAGCUUCCUGCUCCUUCUUACUGUGCUGUGCAGAACUCUUCAGUAGCAACAGAGAGCAGUCAGCCAGUGGACAUUAAUGAUGCAGGGUUGCGAAGGAAGAAGAAACGCAGGACUCGGGCAGUCGACAGUGCCGUAGGAACAUUCAAAGAUCUGUACAGGCUCACUGACGAGGUGCUGGGCCAGGGAGCGUACGCAAAAGUUCAAGGAUGUGUGAGUCUGCAAAAUGGCAAGGAGUAUGCUGUAAAGAUCAUUGAGAAGAUUGCCGGCCACAGCAGAAGCAGAGUAUUCAGAGAGGUGGAGACAUUAUAUCAGUGUCAAGGCAAUAAGAACAUUCUCGAGCUCACUGAGUUUUUCGAGGAUGACAACUGCUUUUAUUUGGUGUUUGAGAAGCUCUGUGGAGGCUCCAUUUUAACACACAUUCAAAGGAGGAAGCACUUUGAUGAAAGGGAAGCCAGUCGUGUCGUGAGAGAUAUAGCACAAGCGCUGCACUUCUUACACACUAAAGGAAUUGCACACCGGGACCUGAAACCUGAAAAUAUCCUGUGCGAGUAUGUUGAUAAGGUGUCUCCUGUGAAGAUCUGUGAUUUCGACUUGGGAAGUGGUGUGAAGUUGAACAGUGCCUGUACCCCCAUAACUACACCUGAGCUUACUACACCAUGUGGUUCAGCUGAGUACAUGGCUCCAGAGGUGGUGGAAGUAUUUACGGAUGAAGCCUCAUUCUACGAUAAGCGCUGUGAUCUUUGGAGCCUGGGGGUGAUUUUGUACAUUCUGCUUAGUGGCAGUCCACCUUUUACUGGUCACUGUGGAACUAACUGUGGCUGGGAACAAGGGGAAACUUGCCGUGCAUGUCAGAACAGCCUGUUUGAGCGGAUCCAGGAGGGGAAGUACGAGUUUGCAGACCGGGACUGGGCUCACAUCUCAGAUGGUGCCAAAGACCUAAUCUCCCGGUUGCUGGUGAGAGAUGCCACGCUGAGGCUAAGUGCUGCUCAGGUCUUGCAACACCCGUGGGUUCAGGGGAAUGCUCCUGAAAGAGGUCUUCCAACUCCACAUGUCUUACAAAGAAGGCUCAGCACUAAGGACCUGACUCAGUUUGCGGCGGAGGCUAUAGCCUUUAACAGGCAGCUGUCGCAGCAGGACGAAGAGCAGGAGGAUAGCAGCGCCAUCAUGUGCUCCAUGAGACUUUCUCCCCCCUCCAACUCCAGACUGGCAAGACGCAGGGCACAGGCUCACUCCCUCCGCAGCACAAGCCAAUACCUGAACACUACUCAGGUUCCAGAGUGACCUCGCACACAACACAAACAAGUAGCAUGUCAGAACAUUUUGUGCCUGAACUAUGCUCAGUACCACCUGUGAACUCAUAAGCAGUGGACAUCUUAAGACAUGUAACAUGUGUCAACACGGAUAAAAUGUACUGUAGUGUUUUCCCUGAAUGCAGCAGAUCUGUAAGCUACAUCGUAGUUCAUGAUGGACCACAUACCCAGUGUUUAACAUACUAACAGUAUGAAGCUGCAAGAUAUUUUAUGGAUAUUUAAAUAUUUAUUGCUGAUUUCUUUUUUAUUUAAGGGUACUUAGAAAUAAGGUGGGAGUAUCUACAUUAAGCAUUAUACAGUAUAUAUUUAUGCACUUGCCAUGUUUAUGUAUUUGUACAUUUUGUGAUUAUUAUAUUUUUUUUCAGUGAAGUGUCGCAAGGCAUUUGGUAUUUUAUGAUGAUAUUAAUUAAUAUAAAUACUGUUCAGAAGUAAUAGAUGGGCCUAUAUUCACAUAUUCAUAUUUUAUUUCUUUUUUUUUUUUUUUUUUUUAAAUCCUCAGAUCAUUUUUGCACAGGUCUCAAUGUUACAGACCAUUCCAGUAGGCAGCAUGUAUUUUGUACAAUAAGGUGAAACAUUUUACUUUUUUCAACACUUAUAUAGUCAAUAGGUAAUGUACAUCUAUAAUAUCAGGGUUUUUUCUUUUUCGCUCUCAUCUUUGUGCAGUUCAGUACAUUUGCCUUUUUCCCUGUUUUUAUAUUACAGUAUUUAAUUCAUAUUUGUACUUUUAAUGUUCUGUAAUAGAGAAUUUUU